Culex pipiens pallens (northern house mosquito) is the source of this 1848-nucleotide messenger RNA. It is a transcript of the gene RhoGEF4, whose product is annotated as putative protein tag-52. Gene Ontology annotation, cellular component: cytoplasm. The record is from RefSeq and is a predicted model, not a curated record. Bases 129 to 1703 code for a protein of 524 amino acids. Gene Ontology annotation, biological process: intracellular signal transduction. The transcript is spliced from 3 exons. Gene Ontology annotation, molecular function: guanyl-nucleotide exchange factor activity. NCBI's taxonomy places the organism in Eukaryota, Metazoa, Arthropoda, Insecta, Diptera, Culicidae.
ACCAUCUGGCCUCCGCGGUUCCGCGGUUGAACGUUACAGUCCAGAUUUUUAAUUUAUUCCAAGUGUUAAAUGGAUCAAUUUUAAUUUGUUGCGUAAAGUGUUCGAGAAAAAAAAAAAUACCCGCUACAAUGGAGAACCGACCGGACUAUCUUACCCAGAAGCAGCUAAAGCCGCUGAUGCCGGAGAACAUGAGGAGCGAGCUGAUGGCCGCCCUCAAGUCCCAGAACGUCCAGCACAACCGGUCCCGGUCCAUUAGAAACCUGAAAAAGUUUAACUUUAGCUCACCGACGAUUCCGGGCAGUCCAACUCCGGCCACGCCAACGCACAACGAAGAGGACAAACGGUCCCAGCUGCGGCUGCAGGCCAUCCAGGAGAUUCGAACCUCCGAGCUGAGCUACCUCAAGCAGUUGGACCUGCUGAUCAAUUACUUCGUGGCGCCUCUCAAGUCAAACGGGUUGAUUCUUGAACGGGAGCACGGACAAAUCUUUGGCCAGCUCGAGACCAUCUACAAUUUAAGCCAGGAGCUGCUGAAGAAGCUGGACGACGAUCUGGACAACGUGGUGCGGGCUUUUAUGAAUUUGGGGCCGUUCUUCAAGCUUUAUUCGGUUUAUGCGUUCGACUAUCGGAACUCGCUUUGCACGCUGCAGAAUCUGAUGCAGAAGAAUGCGGCCAUGAAGCGGUUCGUAACGAACGCCGAGUGUCGUCCGGAGGUUCAGACCAAGCUGAUUUCGCUGUUGAUUACGCCGAUUCAACGUAUUCCGAGGUACAAGUUACUGCUGCAGCAGGUUCUCCUGUACACGAGUCCGUCGGACGGAUCAUACAAACAACUGCAGGAGUCAAUUCAGCUUGUCGAGCAAUCCGUCUCGCAUAUUAACUCCGUCGUGGAGGACUUUGAAAAUACCCAGCGAUUGAUAACGAUUCAGAACUCGUUUACGAACAAAUCGCUGGGAAUUGUUAAACCUGGCAGGAAGAUUCUCAAAGAAGGCGUCCUUCGAAAGCUGAAAACCGAUGGAAGCACCUCGAAGAAGUAUUGCAUUCUGAUGUCCGAUUUGUUCAUCUAUUGCCGAAUGCUCAAAGAUCAGAAUCAUCUGUUCACGGAAAACGGGCUGGACUGUUGCUGCAUUUUCCCUCUGAAAAAGUGCAAAGUUCUCGAAAUGUUCAGCGGAAACUUCAAGAUCAGCUGCAGCGGCGACGGGACAAUCUUCUCCUCGGAUAACCCAGAAGAGAGCCGAAGCUGGUAUCAGACCGUCCGUGACGCCAUCGAACUGCACGUCCAGUGUCGAAAGACACUACGCAAGCUAUCCAGCAAUCGGAAGCCGAUGCGCAAAAAGCACAUCCAACGCCUGGACCCCGAAGACGACUACCUGUGGCUGUUGCGCCGCAAAACGGCCAGUCCACAAAAAUCCCCGAAGGCCCAUCGCCCCGGUUCCUCGCUUUGGCCAUUCCGGCAGCUAAACUGCCUCAAAGCGAACCGCUCCUUCCAGGACGAGUCGAUGGUGACGGUGACGAGUCCCCUGCGGCGGCCCGAGUCGUUGCUGAAUCAAAGGGCGGUGGAGGCGGCGGCGGCAGCUUCGCCGCAAAGCAAUGAGCCGUACCAAAGGCGUAUUGACGUGGCGGCACCGGGAUCGAGCGGUGCACCGCAGGGAACAGGACGGAAGCAGGUGCACUUUCAGCUGCCGGCGUCGUAUUAUAAGCGGUAUUGAGGGAUUUGUUUUUUUUAAAGAUUUCUGGUGUUGAAUCUCGACGUUUUACUUAUUUUAUUGCAAACGUACUGAAUUUUUUACAAACAAUAAUAUAUUCUUAUGCAUUUAAUUCAUAUGAAAAGAACGUAGUAUUUUUUUUAUUUUU